CGCUAUCCUUGGUUGGGACAUCACGAUCCACUGCGACCCAGCACCCUCCACCGAUCUCCCCGACACCUGCAACAGCACAACAUGGGUCUCGUCAGCUCGUGGCAAUACCUCAAGUGGUGCACGUACCACCACCCCGUCAUCGUCGCAUCCUUCGCCCUGUCCUUUGCCGGCCCACUCCUCCUCGGUGUUGUAUACCCUCUUCGUCGUGAAUACGGAUACAAGCGCCCCGUGGAUGCCCCCAGAAGCUACAAGUUCCCCGACCGAGAGCGAGCCGCUACCGUUGGAUACGACGAUUAGGCACGCGCACUGUUGAUGCAAGCAGCUCGGUUCGCACGGCCGGAAGCAUAGACCCUGCCAACUCCGGAUUGAUCGCAAUAAACCCGAUAUACAGCA
Molecule: messenger RNA, 393 nt
Organism: Polychytrium aggregatum
Lineage: Eukaryota; Fungi; Chytridiomycota; Chytridiomycetes; Polychytriales
Exons: 4
Coding region: 82-297 (71 amino acids)
Source: RefSeq, a predicted model, not a curated record